AUGGGGAAAACUGCUGUGUUUGUUCUUUUUACUCUGCAGCAGAUUGAACCUGUUGCAGGACAAGUUGCUGCUCUUGUCAUGUGUCAUACGAGAGAAUUAGCUUACCAGAUAUGCUGGGAGACCUGGAAGUUAGUUCCCAGUGAUCAUCUUCAAAAUUCUGGGUUAGAUACGAGGAGCAGUGCAGAUUAUGCUGAAACUAUCAACAAUUUCUGUCCGAUGCUUGAAGAAGGAACUGGGACGGUGGCAGUUUCACCUGAUCUUGAUAAAGAAAAUCAAACCCAGAUGUUUGAGAAUGAGUUUGGGAAGCUUCUUCCUGCACUAUGUAGAUCACGUGCAGAAUUGUCAGGCACUAGUGGGAAGGGGUCACAAGCACAAAAGAUGAAAGUUAAAGAUGUUUCCAAGUACGUCAUCAGUGCAGCAAAAAACCCACAAUUUGCUCAGAAACUUCAUGCAGUUUUGUUGGAGAGUGGUGCAUCACAACCUCCCGAUUUUCUUCUGGAUAUGAAUCCUCGUGAUCUCAGAGAAAUGGAAAUGCAUGAAAAAAUACGUCUGUUAAAUGGGGAAAAAGUGGGUGAUGGGACUCAAGAUUAUCCAGAUAUAUUCUUGUUAAACAAUAAACUGUUGAUUAUACCCUCAACUGGAGUGGAGUCCUUUAAUGGUGCUCAUUAUGACAGCAAACAAAAGCACUCUGUUGAGGAUUUGACGGCAGAACGACUGGAGUUGGGUUCUACAGUCAUUAAUACGACACAUCCAUUAAUUUCUGAUGCUACAAGUGAAGGAUCUGUUUUGCUUGGAAUGGCACUGAAGUUGCUGUGAAGAAGUUCAUGGACCAAGAUAUAUC
Messenger RNA from Camellia sinensis, 841 nucleotides. Lineage: Eukaryota; Viridiplantae; Streptophyta; Magnoliopsida; Ericales; Theaceae. The record is from RefSeq and is a predicted model, not a curated record.